Fundulus heteroclitus (mummichog) is the source of this 6139-nucleotide messenger RNA. RefSeq names its product galectin-related protein B. Gene Ontology annotation, molecular function: carbohydrate binding. The transcript has 5 exons. The record is from RefSeq and is a predicted model, not a curated record. Bases 569 to 1114 code for a protein of 181 amino acids. Lineage: Eukaryota; Metazoa; Chordata; Actinopteri; Cyprinodontiformes; Fundulidae.
AAAAAAGUCCACGCAUUUUUGUUUGCUUUACUUAGUGGGAAGCCUUUCCUGUGUGCACACAUUUGCGCAUUUUGAUCACACUUUGCGCAGCUUGUUGAUCUGAUGCGCGCAGCAGUGUUCGGACAUUUAAAAUAAGUGCACUCCCACUCCGUGCCACAUCCAGACCGCGCCUGAUGCUCAUAAACCGAUACAACCUGCAGGACUGUAGCUCCAGCCCGCUGCCAAAACCGAAAACAGCCCAAAGAGCGCGUCGCCUAAUUGGCUGAAGGCUUGGGGAAGAUCUGUCCGAUGAUUAGCCCUCUCCAACAGACGGGGAUUAAAGCUUUGCUCUCUAAUUAUUAUAAAGCAUACGUCAGCACAUACAUCCACCCAUUAGGGGCAGACAGUAAAGCAGGGGGAGAUGUCCUGCUAGGCGGCUGCGGUCUUUCUCCCUCCCUGCGGUGAGGCCGGAGCAGACGUCGGAGGGACGCAGGAACUGGGAAAAUCCUCCUGAGGCAAGUCCCACGACGCUGACACGCCACGCUCCCCACGCCGCGGCAGGCUCCCAUCCUGUGCUCUUCGGCUCAAGAUGGCGGUACAGGCAGCAGAAAAGGACGGAAUAAACAUGAACGUGGACGAGGAUCCCACGCUGAACGACUCGCUGGGGAACCCCGGUCUGAUCUCACCGGACAAGGAGGAUUUAUCCCGUCUGCUGACUGUGCCUUUCAGCGGACGCAUCCGCGGCGGAAUGCGGCCAGGGAAGAAGAUCAUAGUGAUGGGCAUUGUCGACCUGGAGCCACACAGCUUCGACGUCAGCCUGACCUGCGGGCGAGAUUCAGAGAAGGAGGCGCUGCCGUUCGACGUGGCCCUGAAACUCACCGCUCGCUUCAGCGACCGGCAGUUUCUGCGCUGCGCCCGCGUCUCCGGAAAAUGGACGGAGGAGGAGGCAUCCACUGCCUACUUUCCUUUCAUCCCAGACCAGCCCUUUAGGAUUGAGAUCCACUGCGAGCACCAGCGCUUCCGGAUAUUCGUGGACGGACACCAGCUCUUUGACUUUUAUCACAAAGUAAAAUCCUUGCCCUCUAUCGACACAGUACGGAUACAAGGAGAUCUACAGAUCACCAAGCUCGGUUAAACUUCCCUGCUCUUCCAACUUGUAGGAGUUUCUGUGUGUGUGUGAAGCAAAGACUUGAUCACAAAUGACCGCUCACACACACUCGCGUAUUACAUCAUCACCGGUAAGCUGACAGGCAGCGCUGCAGCAGCAUUCCACAUGAGAGGAGGAAAAAAAAAAGCUCUCCAGAGAGGUCCGUUUAGGGUUUUCCUGCUUUUUUUUAGUUUUUAUUUUUUCUCAUCGGGACAUGAUGAACAUUUCUGCUAAUAUUUUGUCGUUGUUUCCACUUUUUAUAAUCGCUAAAUCUCAGAGCUGUUCUAUAAAACCUAAAUCCUUCAUGACAAUAAUUAAAAGUAAACAUUUAGACUAGAUUACUCAGGAGGAACUAUAUCAUGAGCUAAAAAGAAAUAUUGAGUUUAAGGUUGGAAAAAUUAGUUGAUUAUGAUUUUCAAAGAUGCUUUGUGCACACAGAAAACUUUCUUCAGACAAAAUCUACACAACUGAUUCAAGCAGAUUUACUGGAAGUCCUGAAAACGCGUCUCAUACCAGCUAAAACUGACAUCAGUCAAAAUACAGCCUGAUUGAAUUUGAUUUUCCAAAGCUGGAGAUGUUCCAGUUCAAGUUUAGUUUUAUCGCUGCAGAACUAAAACUUUAUACCCUGUUAACUACUUUCUGCCGAUGCACUUUCAACCCCUCUGCUCUCCAUAAGGUGCAUCCCAGAUUACACGUUGAUGUGCUGCAGCUUCGCCGACCUAAAUACCCAAACAGGAGGAUUAUAUUGAGAUGUCCCAUAUUGUGUGCCUCGCUUGCAGGCACCUUCCUGCGACUUUAGCGACUCCUGCAGAUAGGAAGCUGAAAAUCCUGUUGAAGUAACUUAUUUUCUGACUGGUUUAGCUGGUACUCUGGAUGGCUUUGUAUUCAUGACGGUGUGCUAACAUGUUGUACAAACCGCGUUCUUGUUUUAUUUGAAAGAAACCCUUCAAACCCGGUAGCUAGCUUGAAAGCAGGGUCACAUCUUUGGCGGUACUCUGAAUGUAUGAAGUGCAUGUUUCCAUAGUUGUAUAGACGAUGUAAAUAAUUAAUUUAAAAAUGUUUUGCAGUGUGGCUGGUGAUGUCAUGGGUCAUGAACUUUUGUGUUUUCCAUUUCUGUUUUUAUUUCGGUUUGCUGAAUCAUUCCACACCAGCUCAUGGCGAGGCAGAGCUUUAACACCAUCGGCAGCUUCUUCACAGGUCCGACUAAUGACGUGAUCUUUGCCACGCAAUGCACAGCUCCGUCACUUUGACUGUUCCUCUGUGUGCAGGAGAUCUUUUUUUUUUUCCUCCGUUAGGACAACUCUGCACUAUUUAUAGUAAAACUGCUAAAAGUCUUAAGUUUUGUUGGUGCUACUAAUACUCCUCUUCCAUUAAGAUUUGCAGGGCUGUAAUUUCCUGCUAAAGCCUCAUCAGAUAAGAUGAACUGAAAUUUCACAGAGAGGGUAGAGGCGUUUGGCUUCCAGGAUGGGAAAUGCUGAUUUAAUGUGGAUCAAUGUCACAUAACUUGUCAGCCAUUGUGAAACUAAGGGAUUAACCAAGUUUAUUGACUCUUUAAAAUGUUUGGCAUUAUUGCUGCAUCCAGUUUGUCUCCCAGUUGGGAGCUCGGACCCGGAAAUGACACCAUGACCUAGUUUAGUCUUAGUUGCAAGUCAGGAAAACCUGUGGGAUUGGCUAUUUGUUGACGUUUUGACUAUUAUCAGGAUUAUAAGCAAACAAUGUAAUGAAAUGUGUUCUAACACUAAAGGAACAUGUUCACAUGCAGAUAUUACAGAGAGCAGUGUGCCACUGGUUUAACGGAAUACAGAAAGUUUAUCCCUGCAAUGUCCGCUACGUUUUAUAUGCACAGCAACAAUAUUAGUUACUGAACCUGGAGCUGUUGGAUACCUCCAACUUUGUAAGUCGGAACUGUGACUUCAGGGGGAAUUCUUGUGUUUCUAAAUGGGGAAUCUGGAAAGUCUCUGACUUCCAAAUGCAGCACAAGUCUGAGAGUGUGGCUUUUUAUAAUCUAAAGGAUGACAUUUGGUCUGGGUGACUCACAUGAGGAUCAGUCAAGACACCUUUUCAUAAUCUGGCUGCAAUUUCAUUAAUUGAUGUAUGAAAUUAGAUUUAGUAACUUACUACCAAGUCAAACAGCCUCAUUUAUGGUGUGGGUAAAAACUAGAUAAGGAAGUUCAGAUGGGAAAUUGAUUCUGAUUGGUUUAAUCGAUAUUGAACUAUUUUAAGUUUCAGACAGAACAACUGAACUGUUUUUUUUUUUUUUUUUUUUGUCUAACAUUUUAAGAGAAACAAAUUUGCACAAAUCUGCCUUUGUACACUAUCUGGAUAACUCCAUGUUGAUUACUAGAGAUUCAAAGGUUGUUCCAUCAUUGCUGCUGUGAAUUUGGAGAAAGCCAUGACAACGGUGCAUAACUGGUGCGCUGACUUCACUGCCUGGAAUUUCAGCCACCAUACUUUUUUCUUUUUUUAUUCAUGCAGCGUCCUCAAAACGUGAAGAAGUCUGUGUGAACCCAUGUAUGCCCCAACUGUUCCUUCUCUCCUUAACGUAGCAAUAACACUGCUGCCGUACCAACGGCUGCCCCGAGGCAGAGCGUCUCUUUGCCAUGGGUGGUCUGAACCGGGUCUUCCUGAGUUCUGUCCUUGUUCUUCGCUUGCAGGCACUCGUUUGAUUCAGAAACAAACAGGAAGCGUGUGUAGUGUGGUAUGCAAGUGUGCUGAGAGGUCCCUUUGAAACCUCACAGGCUUCAGUGUUGCAUCAGAUCCAAUCAGUACACAUGAUGUGUAAUUGUGCAUUAAUGGUGGUGUACUUUCCUUUUUGUUGUUUCUGACUAAUGACUGUUGGCAUUACUAUUGUCUCAACAUGUUUAUUAUGGUCUAUGUGAUGGGUAAGAGUGACUCGGCAGUAGGUGUCGGUGGUAGAUGUGCGUUAACUUCCUUCUCGUGUGUGGGUCCUCAGCCGUCGUCCAGUUUGCAGAGUAGACGGCUGCAGGAAUCAUGGGGGAGGGAGAUAAACAAUUGGGGAAUUGCAGGCCUCAAACCAGGCAGCGCUGUGUUUAUAUCAAGCUUUUUCAGCUGGGAGUUUCAGCUAGUUACAGUACAGUUAAACUCAGUCCAGGUGUUUUUUUUUGUUUUGUUUGUUUUUUUGGCAGGGGGUGGAAUAUUGUGGGCUCUACUAGGCAUGGGCCAGUAUCAGAUUCUCACAGUAUAAAAGUAAUGCAAAAUACUCCAUGGCAUACAAAUGUCUACCAUGAUUGGAUGCUUUUUAUUUAAAAUAGAAAAGCAACAAUUGUUCCUACUGCUGCUAGAUAAAGUAAUAUAUUAUUACAGGUUAAUUAAUAUCAAAGGAAUUUCUUGUUCAUCUGAUUUCAAAACCAAGAAAUCAGAGAAUCGGCAAAUAAAAGCCCACUAAACUUGGCUUUCUUUUAAGGGAGGAAAAAGUGUAAGAGCCUUCUUUUAAACCGGCUGACUCGCAGUGCACGGCAACAUGUGGGGGAGGGGAUGCAGACUAUAACUCAAAGCUCUUUACGGACAAAACGAACUGUUGCUACUCCAGCCCACUCCCAGGCAUCUAAUUUAAAGGGCUUUAAACGAUUAAGAACGACAUUCAGGAGAACCUUUGGUUUUUAAAGCCUUGGUGGACUUUGCUGCUGGUAUCCAGCCCAUGCCUAGGUUGUACUAUUUGAUGAAUUUUUCUGCAGAACUUGGUACAUGCAUAUAUACCCUUGGGUAUUAUAUGCAUGUACCCAAGGGUACUUGAAUUUUGCCUCUUUGUUCUGUUGCAUUUUUAAAUCAGUGUCAACUUAAAGACUCCCAGUUUGGCACAUGUGCUUGAAAAGCUUCUUUCUCCUUAAACAACUUCCACUUGUUGAUCUCCUUAUGAUCCCAUGAAUUUUGGAACGUAAACUCUUUUGUAACUCCACACUGUCCCAUUAUUUGCUCUAAAAAAAAAAAAAAAACUUUUUAAAAAUGUAACCGAAGGAUUGAAUGUCUCUCUCUGAUUGUAACUGGAUUAACUCAACCCAGCCUCUAUUACCACCAGAAGCGUUUUCCCCAGCUCUGCUCCUCUGUUCGGGGAUAAAAUCCGCAAUCUAUUGCAAAAGUUUUAAGUUGAUCUGUGUAAUACCCUAUCAUUGGACUUUAGAUGCAGAUACUGGUGGGCGUGGCCUCAGGGGAUUUAUUUUUUCAUUAUUUUUCCAUUAUAAAUGAGUUACAUGUUAUUACAGACAAAGGUUAACUGGUGCCCUCCUCCCCACUCCCCUUAGUAAAGCAUGCUGUUUAUUUUUCUUCCACUAUUCAGUGCUUUCUGUUUUUUUUUUUUUAUGUGGCCUGUUUUGUUAACGAGUAUGAUUAAAAACACCCUAUUCCAGUGUACACUCGGACAUGACAAACUAAAGGAUUAGGGUGAAGAAAUCCCAGCUAAGAACUAAUUCAAUCUAUAUUUGCUCUGAAAUGUGUAAUCCCAUUUAUUUACAACGUGUCCUCCUAGUAGACGUAGGCCUGAUCUCUUUCUAAUGUAUCGUGUGCUUGUACAGGUCAUUUUCUAUUAAGUUAUUUCUGUGUAACUUUCGGGAUCAUGUGUGUUAGCGAUGAGUCUGCUCUAUGCUGUUCAAAUAAAGGCAUAUUGAGAAGUUCCAAUCUCCAGUUUGUACAACCAUUCAGCUUUUUUUCUUUGGAGGGGGAGUAUUGGUUUAAACGACUUUAAUGUAUUAAGAUUAACCUACGAAGAGUUGGCCGUCCCCAGGUGGUUUAACUGAUGGGACUUUCAUCUCCUGAAUGUCUGUUUGAUCUGAUCAUGCAUCCUGAUGGCUUUUGGAGCAGCUGUCUGAGUGUGUGAUUAUAUGGCAGAAGCACUUACCUUCCCACCAUGCAACAUUCCUGAAACUAUUUGAGAUGGAACCUCAAUUUCUUGUCUCGGCUGUGUUUCAGUGAAGAUUCAACAGCAUUGUUUCCCCUCUCCUCCUGCUUUGGUUAAAAACAUUCACUUUGCAAGCAAAUAAACUUCUCAUGCUAAACGUA